AUGACUGAACCACCUGCUGGUCCAUUUCGUCCAUUCAAGAGAUCCAUGACUCUCCUGCCGUCGCCACUCGCUCAGUCUACCUUGAGCGAGAAGGCCGCCCUUUAUUUGGAUCACGUCACAGACAAUCUCCCCGUGUUCCUACAUUCCCUUCGUCCUCGACUGGACCCGUGGCUGACAUACUCGACCACGUCCUUCCGUUCGAUCGCAAAGGCCCUGCCAUUUGACGUCGACGAACAAACCACUGCUAUCUGUGCGGCUGUUCUCGUCUGCAUCCUUACAAUUGCCGCGAUGAGUUGGUCAAACCCCCUAUCCAACCUCUGGCGCCGCACUGCCCCGCAGGUCAACGACGAAGAUUACAGUUAUAUCACACCGGACUAUAUCGAGCCCUCGGCCAAUCAGACUCGAUACGACCCAAAUGUGGAUAAUAGCGAGCCAGACAUCAUCUGCCUUCGACACCGUGGCACCAUCUACCCUCUUCACUUCCGCGCAUACGCCAUCGAUGACGGGGUGCUGACCGUGGGCGCACUGCGGGAGGAAGCCGCACGACAGACCGGCGCAAAUAACCCUCACCAAGUCCGGUUGCUGUACAAGGGGAAUCUUCUCAAGGAUGAUAGUCGUUCAUGCAAGACCGAAGGACUCAAGCAGCACUCGGAAGUGCUGUGUGUGGUCUCCGAGGUCGGCGCCAACACCCCGAGCGAGGUCUCCGAUUCAUCGCGUUUAGAUGGAGAGGAUGAAGACGCUGGUUCACCCACCGAGAAAAGCAAAAAGAAGAGGUCCAAGAAGAAGUCUAAGAAGAAGGCUCCUCUACCGGAGACCGCACGGCCGGAGUCAACCCCCGCCCCCAGCUCUAACCCAGCCCUGCCACCCAAUCUCAAGCUUAUACCCGGUGCGCUAGAGAAGUUGGCUGCUUUGACUGGAUACCUCCAACAGGUGCUCAUCCCCGCGUGCGAUGAAUUCUUUGCCGAUAUGCCCACGGACCCCAAGAAGCGGGACUUUGAAUACAAGAAACUCAGUGAAACCAUCUUAGCCCAGAUCAUGCUGAAGGCAGACGGGAUCGAACCCGAUGGCAACGUCGAGGUGCGCAAUGCCCGCAAAGCCUUGAUCAAGGAGGCCCAAUCCUACCUCAACCGAUUGGAUGAGGCGAAACAGGAAUAA
Molecule: messenger RNA, 1155 nt
Organism: Penicillium verhagenii
Lineage: Eukaryota; Fungi; Ascomycota; Eurotiomycetes; Eurotiales; Aspergillaceae
Product: BAG family molecular chaperone regulator
Exons: 1
Coding region: 1-1155 (384 amino acids)
Biological process (GO): protein stabilization
Cellular component (GO): cytosol; cytoplasm; membrane
Molecular function (GO): protein-folding chaperone binding; adenyl-nucleotide exchange factor activity
Source: RefSeq, a predicted model, not a curated record